This is a messenger RNA of Musa acuminata subsp. malaccensis (wild Malaysian banana), 1557 nucleotides long. Lineage: Eukaryota; Viridiplantae; Streptophyta; Magnoliopsida; Zingiberales; Musaceae. The record is from RefSeq and is a predicted model, not a curated record.
GCCGCGACGGUUCUACCGUCCAAUCAUAUGAUGCAAAACACAUCCUAAGGUGGCCGAUCGUCCGCAUAUAACCUUACCUGCGGAUCAAAACAUUAGGGCACAUGAGACGGGCUAUAGGCGGUCAACAGUUUCAGCUCUCCUGUAAACCUGCGUUCUUUCCUUUCUCCGCGUCCCCUUUCGUGCUUGCUAAGCUAAGAGUUCGAUAAAUAUCGCAAAAAUUGCUGCUUCUCUUCUAACUUAAGAGAGAGAGGGGGAGCGGAAGGAGAUGAAAGGGAAGGGAAAGAUCCACCCAUCGCCCCCGCCGCAUGACGCCCUGGCGGUGCUCGGCCUCCUCCCGGCGGCGAUCCUCGCGCUGACGGCGGCGCUGCGGGAGGAGGACAAGGAGGUGCUCGCGUACCUCCUCACGCGGUCGAUCGACGGUCCGGCGGCCGCGGCGGAGGAGCGGCGGCAUUGCCGGAGGCCAGGUAGCGCAACCCAGCACCUGCCGGUCUUCGGCUGCGGGUGCUUCGACUGCUACACCGGGUUCUGGUCGCGCUGGGAUUGCUCCCCCGACCGCGAGCUCAUCCACCAGGCCAUUGAGGCGUUCGAGGAGCACCUCGCGAGCGCGGAGAAGAAGGGCGCGAGGGGGCGGCGGGCGGAACGCAAGGCCGCCGAGCGGGCGGUCAAGGGCAAGGGCAAGAAAGGCAAGGAGAAGGAGAAGGUUCGGAGACUGGCGGUGGAGGCGGAUAAGGCUCAAAAACAGCCGGAGGAGGCGGAGAAGCCUCUCGAGGUGACGACGCCUGGGGGAUCGGAGGGGUUCGCUAGCGAAGAGGCCCCGGUGGGAGCGGGAGCGGGUGCCGCGACGAAGACGGCGGCCGCGGAGGAGGAGGAGGAGGGUGUGGAGGCAGAGGCGGCGAACGGCGAGCGGCGAAGGGGAUGGGCGGACGUGAUGGGGAUGUUCCAUUCGCGUUUGUGGAGCCUUUGGGGUCCGGGCGCGUGAGGCAUAUCAUUGAGGUGACGGAGAAAUUAGACGCUAAAAAAAGGGUAAUAUCAUAAAUCUGCUGUAAAAAUCGUACUUGUUUGUUUUAUUAUCAUAUUCGCCGUUAAUUAUGUAAAUUAUGAUCACUGAUUCCGGUAGUUUUGUUCGUUAAUAUUAUGCUUGCAUGCAAAUAAUGGGAGGCAAAUUAAUUCGGUCGUUGGGCCUUUUUUUGGUGUCCAAUUAAAUACAAUCAACCAUCAGUAUUAAUUAGGUGGAGCCAAGUAGCAUAAUGCUACGUGCUUAUCCACAAGCAGUAGCCCGUGCAUUGUUUAAGCUUUGUUGUUUAGUACUUUGCUCUUACAUCGAGUGAUGCCAUUGUUAGGUAAGAAAGAGAUGGAGAAGGAUUAGUGGUCUUUGAAGCGGAUUAAGCAAGGAAUGCUGCUGCUUGUCCUAAAUGACUUCUAGUUUUAGAGUGGAGGAAGAUAUUAAUGUAUUUAAUAAUGUUUCGAUCUGGCUGAUGAUAUUAGUUAAUAGAGGGACUGAACGUCUCAUUAGGUGAUGAUGAUAUUUUAAUUGUGAUACACAUAAGUUUAUUAUUA